Messenger RNA from Salmo salar (Atlantic salmon), 4348 nucleotides. RefSeq names its product proline-rich transmembrane protein 1. Gene Ontology annotation, cellular component: membrane. The record is from RefSeq and is a predicted model, not a curated record. NCBI's taxonomy places the organism in Eukaryota, Metazoa, Chordata, Actinopteri, Salmoniformes, Salmonidae.
UGUCUCUUUAAGACAACGAUAGCUGUGUCUGAUUAAUUCAAUGUAACUAGAGAUGCAUUGGAGAAACCCACUUUCCGCUAUUAAGGUGGAUGUACCAGCUACAGAUGGAGUGUGAAUAAACUGUACAUUUCUUUCCUAAUUGGUCGUUAUAAUCGGAUAAUCCAAUUGGCCGUUAACAUAUAAAGUUAUCCAGUGAUACCUUUACUAUAGGCCACGGAUGUGGAGAUAAAAAAAAUAAAAAAUUGCUGGAAAUUGAAGUCUCAAUAAUUUCACAUUUCCCUUAGAGGAUUUACCAGAAGUCGUAUUGCAGAAAUAAGAAUAUUUACAUUAAAUUGUUUGGAGGGGAGUUUUAUUCUGACUGCACGAAAUGUCGGAAAAACACGGAGGUUACCAAGGUCUGGAGGACACCAAUCGCCAGGCCAUGUCCCAACCCAUGCAGCAAAUGCAGCCCCCUCCAUACCUCCCCUCCCAGGAUCUUAACAUGGGCCAACAACACUCCAACAUGCAACACUCCAACAUGCAACACUCCAACAUGCAGCACCCCAGCAUGGCCCCUCAGACCGGCUGUGGCCCCCAGCCCAACUACCCCCCUCCACCCCCGCCCCCUGGCUCCGAUGGCUACCAGGAGACUCAGUUCCACAAUGGCUCCUACGGACACCCAGGGGCCCCACAGGGCUACACAGUCCAGACCCAGGGCCCGGGAGGGGGGGUCCCACAUGCCCCUGUGGGGUACUUUCAACCAGGAUACCCUCUCCAGCUGCAGCCCUGCACAGCCUACGUUCCUGUCUACCCCGUGGCGUCGGGGCAGCCCUACCAGGGGAUGCCCCAGGGCCAGAUGGGCAUGCAGAUGCCCCAUGGCAUCGCCCUGAUGGAGCCACGGCGCCCGCCUCACGACUACCUGCCAAUCGCUGUGCUCACCACCGUUUGCUGCUUCUGGCCAACAGGAAUCAUAGCCAUCAUCAAGGCAGUACAGGUGCGUACGGCGGUGGCCAGGGGGGACAUGGUGAUGGCAGAGAUAGCGUCCCGCGAGGCGCGUAACUUCUCCUUCAUCAGCCUGGCGGUGGGCAUUGCCUCCAUCGUUCUGUGUACCAUCCUCACCGUGGUAGUCAUCAUUGCCUCCCAACACCAUGACGACGACUGGGAACCCUAAUACAUAACUCAGUGUGGCAUCAUGGGAUAUGUAGUUUUGGGUGGAGAUAGAAGAAUAAGGGCACUGAAAUGCACACUCUGAUACUGGUAUGUUAUAUUGGAAGUAUAUAUGUGUAUAUAUGCACCCUGUGUACUGUAUAUACAGUUCUGACCUACUGACUACUUACAGGCUGAGAAACAAUCACAGCUAAUAUUCAAAUGCCAAAACAAAUAGGUGCCCAUUAUGGGCCAGUAUUACUUACCACUGUAACCAUUUAUAUUCAGAUAUAAUAGUACUCCAUAGCGCUUAUGGGGGAAAACAGAGUACAUACACAGAGGAAUUGAAUGGCAAUUCCACCACUUUUCAACCUAAUUUUCAUGAUCUCCUGUAACAAUACUAGUGUCAUAUGUGAAAAGAGCACCUGACGUCAUCAAAAGUUAAAACAUUGAAACAGUGAUUUUCAAACACUAUCAGAUUCUCAGUGAUGUGGGGAGUAUGAAAAUAUUCUCCAUCUGGCUAGAAACUCAUUGCAGUUUACUUUUAAUCCUAGCUUGUGAUGUUCCAGAAAAGCAUGUUUUUAGGACUAUUCUUCUUCUUUUUUUAACCACAGAUCAUAGAAAUGCAGUAUUUUCACAUAUAUAGAUACUGGUAUGAUGCUGGAGAUAAUGAAAAUGAGGUUGAAAAGUGGUGGAAUUGCCUUUUAACUAUGAAUUAUUUAUGAAUUACUGAUUAAUUUAUGGUCCCCUCGAACCUAGGUAGACUAAACCAUGGUCACACUGUAUCACAAAACUGCCAAAUAGAUCACAAAUCAUAGCUGAAAUGACUUCCCUAUAUAAUUAGUAUUUUAUGAAGAGAUUGUUUUGAAUUACUUCAAAAAUAAAUACUUUUAUUGAAUUGUUUUUGUAGUCAUGUAUAGUUUUUGAUUUAUUAUGAUUUUCAGAAACAUGCGCCAUCUAGUGAAAGUAUAUUUUAUAUUUAUUUAAAGGAUAGAAUAAAUUACAGUAUAACAGACUGCCAAACAUUGCCAUUCAUUUUAUACACAAUCAAAUGGAAAGUAAAUCAAGUCAUGAUAUAGUUGACUAAUUAUGAGAUCAAACUAUGAAUAAGAUGAAAAAAUAUUGAGAUUUUUCUUUUGAGAUGAAUGACAUCUCUAUUUAAAGUUGUGUUGAUGGAGAGAAACUUGGUUGUUGACAAAAUGUUUGUUGCAUAAGACUAUUUAAUACUUGUUCACUUUAUUUAUGUAUGUAUUAAUAUAUUUUGUAGCAUAAGACUGUAUAAUACUUGUUCACUUUAUUUAUUUCUGUAUGUAUUUAUCUAUAUUAUAAUUUAUUCAUUUGUUUAUUUAUAUAAUAUAUUUUUUCAUAGCUUUUUUGAAUGUCACCCUGUUUAAAAUGUUUACCUUUAUUUAACUAGGCAAGUCAGUUAAGAACAAAUUCUUAUUUUCAAUAACGGUCUAGGAACAGUGGGUUAACUGCCUUGUUCAGGGGCAGAACAAUAGAUUUUUACCUUGUCAGCUCGGGAAUUUGAUCUUGCAACCUUUCGGAUACUAGUCCAACGCUCUAACCACUAGGCUACCUGCCGACCAUUAUGUUUUAGUUGAAAUCAAUAUUUUCUUGUACCCAUAUUAGCCUACAAACCUUGAAACUAGAGGAAAUUGGAUGAUGUUUGGGAUGAUUUGCACUUCCAGUAGGCUUAGAAUUGCUUUCUACUAGGUUUUUAUACAAUUCAAUAGAAAAGGGUAGAAUUAUAGAAAUGGACACAUUUAAAACAACAAUUGCUUGCCUGAUUAAAGUGGUUGACCCAUUUUCUAAUGUCACAGACGUAAAGUAUUGCAGUACUAAGACAAAAAGCAACACAUUAAUGGAAAGUGCUUGGACGGACGCAAUAUUAAAAAGGGUAUGUAAUUAUACAUAGGGCUAGUGAGGUGUACAUUUGAGAAAUUGCUGCUUUUGCAAAUAAUGUUUUGCAAAUAUUGAAUACGGUCAUAUUUGGCAGUACAAGAGUAUUAUCUUAGUUAAUAGUUUCUCAGUGUAAAAAGGUUGUAGGCAAAGGACUUAUAGGAUACAGACAAAAACUCUGUUGUGCACGCCAUUGUGAACCAUUAUUACAAUUCUCUCAGCUAAACGCCUCCCUAAUUUCCUUCGCUGAUAAUAUGGGUUGCGUCAAACACAUUUGGUCUCUAAUCUAGCCUAUCACGUUAUGAGGUGUGUUGCCCCAUGUUAUAGAGAGCCAAGAGGGCUGUUGUGGGACAGUACGCGCUGAAAUGACCUGAGCCGGAAUCAGUGGAGCAGAAAUACUGAUGGUGGCUCUGAAAACGAAUGUCUCUGAGGAGAGAGAGAGAAAAAAAUCAAUGCCUAAUAUAUAUUGUGGCAUUUUCCUCUCCUCGACUUGUUUCUAUUACCCCAAGCCCCCUCUCUCUCUCUGUUUCUCUUUCUGCUGUCCAUUGCAAAAUUGGGACUGUAAUUCUCAACAUAUCUCUAAUCUGCUUGUCCUUUAUCUUCUGUUUUCAAUUCCUAUGAUAAUGCUUUUUUUUUUUUUUUUUAAGAAAAUGAAGUUGGUCAGAAGUAUUGAGAAUGUAUUGUUUCUUGUGAAGGACCAUGAUAACUUAUUUGAAUAUUGUAUUAUGGUGUUUGAAGUUUAAUUCUGAAAGUAUUAUUACUAUGGCUAUUAUGAUUCUGUUACGUGGUAAUCACUUUUGCAUUUGAUUAUCACUGCUGUAUUUAUAAUGUACAUUGUAUUUGGAGAAUACUGUAUGUUCUGAAUCUGAUAACAUGGUAUUCUAGAAAUAUGUUAAGAGAGCAAAGUAAGCACAGUAUUGUGACUCGUAGUGCUGUUACUCACCUCUAUACAAGAGAAGUAUUGGUAUAGAACGUGUGUAUGCUUUUUAGACUCCCUCCUAGCAUAUCUAGUUGUGUUUAGAUCUACACUGUGCUCUUCCCACAUACUUGCUUUCUAAGGCAUUUCUAUGUCAUUGUUGAUGACAGGCUGGGCAAAUGCUACUGCUUCUUUGCGGUAUUGAUACCUUUUCUCUGAGCAUGUAAAUGUAAUGGAUUGGCGUGUUCAAAGUGGCUGGCGAAUCACAGUGAACAUGAACUUCUCUUGGGGUUCAUUUCAGUUCAUGAAUGUUACACAUGCAUUUGUUGUGUAUGAAUUCAAUUGUUUGAAUAAAAUACGAUUUACUGGGUUGAGCAAGACCGAGUAACAGUGAUGUGUACUCUA